Molecule: messenger RNA, 2993 nt
Organism: Branchiostoma floridae (Florida lancelet)
Lineage: Eukaryota; Metazoa; Chordata; Leptocardii; Amphioxiformes; Branchiostomatidae
Product: ubiquitin-conjugating enzyme E2 A
Exons: 1
Coding region: 155-634 (159 amino acids)
Biological process (GO): protein polyubiquitination; DNA repair; proteasome-mediated ubiquitin-dependent protein catabolic process
Cellular component (GO): HULC complex
Molecular function (GO): ubiquitin conjugating enzyme activity
Source: RefSeq, a predicted model, not a curated record
AUUGCGGCCUGAUUGCGUCACAUCCCGUCGUUUGUGCGAUUGCGCAGUGAGGACGUUACGUCCUUGUCAACAGAUAGAAUUUUCGGGAAAUUUGCCGAUUUUCGGCCAAGUAUUGUUCACUUGUGGGACGUUAUAGGCCCGCCGUGAAUCCAUUAUGUCGACCCCAGCACGUCGGAGACUCAUGAGGGACUUUAAGCGGCUCCAGGAAGACCCUCCUUGCGGGGUGAGCGCUGCGCCAACAGACAACAACAUAAUGCUGUGGAAUGCCGUCAUCUUCGGUCCCGAGGAUACGCCGUUCGAGGACGGAACCUUCAAGCUCACCCUAGAGUUCACAGAAGAGUACCCCAACAAACCGCCGACCGUGCGCUUCGUCUCCAAAAUGUUCCACCCCAACAUCUACGCCGACGGUAAAAUAUGUCUCGACAUCUUGCAGAAUCGCUGGUCGCCAACGUACGACGUUUCCGCCAUCCUAACGUCCAUCCAGUCCCUUCUGGAUGAACCCAACCCCAACUCGCCGGCAAACUCCGUGGCGGCGCAACUUUAUCAAGAGAACAAGCGCGAAUACGAGAAAAAGGUCCAGGCCAUCGUAGAACAAAGCUGGGCCGAAGUGCCAGAAGAGGACCACGUGCUUUGACGACAGUGAUCGUAGACUGUCGUGCUUUCAGUCUGUAUGAUCUUUGAAUGUGUGUGUUCAACUACACUAGGGGAAAACUCUGGCGUGUCUAUAACUAUGCUAUACAGGAUAUACAUGACGCAACAUCUCAGAAAAAAGUUGAGAAAACUUGUGAGAACAGGAGAAACAGCUGUUAAGCUAAUGUUAUUUUGAAUGGAGGGCACCUGUGAGGACUGUUCAACUUCAUGAAACUUCAAGUUCAAGAAAGGAAGAAAAGCAGAACUGAUUCACUCCAGAAAUAAUCUAGAAACAUACACCCAGAACUAAAUGAAGACACCUACAGUAUGGGACUUAAUCAUUUUCUUCAUUGUUUUAUGACAAAGUUUACAUUUUCUGUACAUUAACAUUGUGCGAAUCAGACGAGAAUGAACAAAUGUUUGUUUAAGGUAUCCCCCAUCACUUCAACUGCUGUAUUUUUUAGUAUAUAUGUAUUGCUCCUGAUCAUCAAAUCAUUUAUCCGUUAUAUAUGCCAUUCUAGCAAAAAACUCAUUUUCUGUGAAUUCAACAGUCAAGUUUCUUUACUACCGAAGUGGAUAUUUACUCAAGCAGAAAGUACAGGUUGUUGUUUUGCCCCCCUCCCCCUUUCAGUAUCGUAUGGCGUUGCAACUUAAAAUGUUUAAGUGGUGAUGUCAUAGCAAGAGGCAGUGUUUCCAAACAAGGGAACAAGUGGUCUCUUGAGACUUGCUUGUGCUAAUAUUGGAAGUUGGGAAGAUUUGUGGUAUACAAGGAUGCCUACUAUUUGUUGAUGUAGUCUUUCCUCAGACCAAACCUUGUGUAAGCAUGUGGUACUUUCAGUGUUGUCAACAAUCUCAUGGAGGAUGGAGUAGAAGGAUGUUUUCUGCUUUGGUUUACCAGUAUCUAAUUUGCUGCAUGUAUUGUAGAUGUACAGAAAAAUGUAAUAUGAUUCUCUCAAGUUGUUUGACAACAUCAGAAACAGUCCACAUGCAGAUAUCAUUUUGUGAUGUUGCUUUCAGCCAGUUUGAGUGUCACAGGAAAAGCAAUGUACCCAUGUUCAUCACAACAUCUGACCUUGUUUCUAUCUUGAUAAACACGAAAGAGUCAUUUCAGUCUUGAAGUACUAUGGGAACUGUAUUCUGUACAUGUAUUUUGUGUGGGGCAGUUAAAAUGUGUAGAUUAGAAAGUCAUGUCUGCUGUGCAAGACAAGAGAAAUGACACCAGAUACAAUGUGACUCUCAUAGUAUUAUGGACACUUACAGUAUUCUCAUAUAUGUAAAUUGAUUCCUUGUGGGGCUUAGAGACUUCAGAAAUAUCAUAUUUUAAGUUGUCAGAUCUUGAACUACACUAGGAACUAUUUGGAAGCAGUACAAAUUACGAGAAAUGCUAUAUCGAUUAUAUUAUGUAGGGUUUUGCAGGAGAGGCUUGUAUCAAGCCCCUUGGACAUCUUUAUAUAUCUUUAAGUUUGGGGGACAUUAAAUGAGGAGAUACAUUGUUAGACUUUAUGGCAGGAUAGACUCACACGUGCACAAAGUAACACUUAUUGUAAUACAUUGUGUAUCAAGGAAGGGCUUUGCAGGUUGCAUGAGGUGUCACAGUCUCAUUAUGGUCUAGACUACCCAGUGCUAUCACUGCAUGCUUGUUCAAAUUUAGUUUUAGAAAAACGGAUACAGAGGGGAGAUGUAUCAUGCCCAUUAAUAUGAGACAGUGAUUCAUGUCCCACUGGUUCCAUGAAAAGGCAUGAGGUCCUUACAACAAAGAUAAGAUUUACAUAACCUCAUUGGUAUGAACCUAGUGAUGUGUAGUGUCCUGCAUGCCUUGGGGAGAUGGGGUGUGUAUUGCAGCAUUGUUCUGAAACAAACAACUAAAAGGUGAUGAUGACAUUUGAGUUAAUCAAGCUUGAGUGAAAAUGGUUUUCAUUAGGACUGAGGUGCUAAUACACAUGACAUAUGUUUUUGCAUUAUGGCAUAGCCAUUUUGUUUGAAUCCCCUGUAAGACAAUAUUUACAGCCAGGUAUCCUGCAUUAGCAAUUCUUGUGUAUGUUAGUGUAGAAGUUUAGCUCGGCCAUUAUUUGUUCAUUUUUGUCAAGUCAUCAUGAAUAGUAGCACACCUUCCCACAAGAUGUUGCAUAGUGGCUGGAAGAGGAUCUCUUAAAACUUAACAAGUGUAUCUAUGAAGACAUGAUUGUUAUAUGAAUGUAGUUAGGUUUCUGCACUUUAUCUUGCAACCAGAGAACUGUAAUUAUGGUACAUACUGAUGUUUAAUUCUUACGCCUGAUUGGCCUAGGAGGAUAAUGUGCGGUAAAAGCUGUACAUAACAGAAAUUGUAUAGAACAAAAAUACAGUGUAUGUAUGGUGAGAUCAUG